Leptosomus discolor (cuckoo roller) is the source of this 590-nucleotide messenger RNA. Lineage: Eukaryota; Metazoa; Chordata; Aves; Leptosomiformes; Leptosomidae. The record is from RefSeq and is a predicted model, not a curated record.
CUGACUGCCCUCCGGAGGACAGCAGCGAGGAGAAGAGCUCCCACUGUGACCUGACCUUUGAGGACAUCAUGCCAGCAGUGAAGACCCUCAUUCGGGCUGUCAGGAUCCUGAAGUUCCUGGUGGCCAAGAGGAAGUUCAAGGAGACCUUACGUCCCUACGACGUCAAAGAUGUCAUUGAGCAGUACUCAGCUGGCCACCUAGACAUGCUGGGCAGGAUCAAGAGCCUGCAGAUGCGCGUGGACCAGAUCGUGGGCAGGGGGGCCCUCGCUGCGGACAAGAAGAUGCGGGAGAAGGUGGAGAAGCCAGCGCUGGAGUCGGAGCUGGUGGACGAGCUCAGCAUGAUGGGGCGUGUGGUCAAAGUGGAGAGGCAGGUGCAGUCCAUCGAGCACAAGCUGGACCUGCUGCUCGGCCUCUACUCCCAGUGCCUCCGCAAGGGCUCCGUGAACUCCUUCAGCCUGGCCGCCGUGCAGGUGCCCCCCUGUGAGCCCGACAUCACCUCCGACUACCACAGCCCCGUGGACCACGAGGACAUCUCGGUCUCUGCCCAGACCCUGAACAUCUCCAGGUCGGCCAGCGCCAACAUGGACUGA